Molecule: messenger RNA, 3435 nt
Organism: Otolemur garnettii (small-eared galago)
Lineage: Eukaryota; Metazoa; Chordata; Mammalia; Primates; Galagidae
Gene: MAML2
Product: mastermind like transcriptional coactivator 2
Exons: 5
Coding region: 94-3435 (1113 amino acids)
Biological process (GO): Notch signaling pathway; positive regulation of transcription of Notch receptor target
Cellular component (GO): nuclear speck; nucleoplasm
Molecular function (GO): transcription coactivator activity
Source: RefSeq, a predicted model, not a curated record
GCUCACAUUGUCAGAAACAUUUGCCAGCCACAGCCAGCAGUAGCCUCUUUCCACCUCACCAUCCCAGAGGCAGCAAUCAUUGUGUCCACUAAGAUGGGGGACACAGCGCCCCCGCAGGCCCCUGCAGGAGGGCCAGGGGGGGCCUCUGGGGCGGGGCUCCUUGGAGGGGGCUCAGUCACCCCGAGAGUGCACAGUGCUAUCGUGGAGCGCCUCCGGGCUCGGAUCGCUGUCUGCCGCCAACACCACCUGAGCUGUGAAGGCCGCUAUGAACGCGGGCGGGCUGAGAGCUCAGACCGGGAGAGAGAGAGCACCUUGCAGCUCCUGAGCCUCGUCCAGCAUGGCCAGGGGGCAAGGAAGGCUGGCAAACACACCAAGGUCGCCACCACCGCUGCCACCACUACAGCCCCUGCACCACCCCCUGCUGCGCCUUCUGUGGCCUCCCAAGCAGCAUCAACAGCGGCCCCACCACCCCCACCAGACUAUCACCAUCACCACCAGCAGCACCUGCUGACCAGCGGCAAUGCUGGUGGCAGCGGUGGGAUAAACGGAGAGCAGCAGCCACCAGCUUCAACCCCAGGGGACCAAAGGAACUCCGCCCUGAUUGCGCUCCAGGGUUCCUUGAAAAGAAAGCAGGUAGUUAACCUGUCUCCUGCCAAUAGCAAGAGGCCCAAUGGCUUCGUCGACAGCUCGUUCCUUGAUAUCAAAAGAAUCCGCAUCGGGGAGAACCUCUCUGCAGGAUCAGGUGGCCUCCAAGUCAAUAAUGGACAAAAUCAGAUUAUGUCCGGGACCUUGCCUACGAGCCAAGCCCCCCUGAGAAAGACCAACACUCUGCCCUCCCACACACAUUCUCCUGGCAAUGGGAUGUUUACCAUGGGCUUGAAGGAGGUGAAGAAGGAGCCGGGAGAGACUCUGUCCUGCAGUAAGCACAUGGACGGCCAAGUGACCCAGGAGAAUGUUUUUACUAAUAGGUACGGAGAUGACGCUGGAGAGCAGCUGAUGGACCCUGAGCUGCAGGAACUGUUCAAUGAACUGACCAACAUAUCUGUGCCUCCCAUGAGUGACCUCGAGCUGGAGGACAUGAUCAACGCCACCAUCAAGCAGGACGGCCCGUUCAGCAUGGACUUGGGCCAGCAAGGCCAGAGGAGCACACCCAGGCCCUCCUUGCCCAUGGAGAAGAUAGUGAUCAAGAGCGAGUUCUCGCCGGGCCUGGCUCAGGGCCCCGCAGGCUCUCCACAGUUGAGGCCCCCGUCGGCUGGCCCUGCGUUCUCCAUGGCCAGCUCUGCCCUUUCCACAUCGUCCCCCAUCCCUUCAGUCCCUCAGAGCCAGGCUCAGCCUCAGACAGCCUCAGGAGCUAGCCGGGCCCUGCCCAGCUGGCAGGAAGUCUCCCACGCCCAGCAGCUCAAACAGAUAGCUGCCAACCGCCAGCAACAUGCCCGGCUGCAGCAGCAGCACCAGCCCGCCAGCUGGUCAGCCCUGCCCUCCACUGCGGGACCCUCCCCAGGUCCCUUUGGGCCAGAGAAAAUCCCCAGCCCUUCUUUUGGUCAGCAGCCGUUCAGCCCACAGAGCUCACCCAUGCCUGGGGUAGCUGGCAGCAGCGGCCAGCCGAAAGCAGUGUCCAGCUACAUGUACAAGGCCAGCCCCUCAGCCCAGGGUGGGCACCUGGAUGUGCUCAUGCAGCCAAAGCCUCAGGACCUCAGUCGAAGUUUUAUUAACAACCCGCACCCGGCCGUGGAGCCUUGUCAUGGCAACACCAAGCCUUUGUUCCACUUUAACUCAGAUCAAGCCAGCCAGCAGAUGCCUUCAGUUUUACCUUCCCAGAACAAGCCUUCUCUCCUCCACUACACCCAGCAGCCGCAGCCGCAGCCGCAGCCGCAGCAGCCGCAGCAGCAGAGCUCAAUUUCAGCUCAGCAGCAGCAGCAGCAGAGUUCAGUUUCAGCUCAACAACAGCAGCCGCAGCCACAGCCACAGCCGCAGCCAUCUCAGCCUGCCCAGCCUCUGUCGAGCCAGCCUCUGCUGAGGUCACCUUUGCCACUUCAGCAAAAGAUCCUGCUUCAGCAGAUGCAGAACCAGCCCCUCACAGGACUAGGAUAUCAAGUCUCCCAACAACACAGACAGGAUCAACACUCUGUGGUAGGCCAGAACACGGGCCCCAGUCCAAGUCCCAGCCCCUGCUCAAAUCCAAACACUGGAAGUGGUUUCAUGAACUCCCAGCAAUCCCUGUUGAAUCAGCAAUUAAUGGGAAAGAAACAGACCCUGCAGAGGCAGAUCAUGGAACAGAAACAGCAGCUUCUUCUGCAGCAGCAGAUUCUGGCUGACACGGAGAAAAUUGCUUCACAAGAUCAAAUAAACCGACAUCUGACAAGGCCACCCCCAGAUUAUAAAGACCAAAGAAGAAAUGUGGGCAGUAUGCAACCAGCUGCUCAGUAUUCUGGUGGCUCAUCAUCAGCAAGUCUAAACUCUAACCAGGCUUUGACAAACCCCGUUUCAACACACACCAUUUUAACUCCCAAUUCUAGCCUCAUGUCUACUUCCCACGGGCCAAGAAUGCCAUCAUUAUCCACAGCAGUUCAGAGCAUAGGGAUGUAUGGAAGUCUUCCUUGUAAUCAACCUGGCACAUACAGUGUCUCUUCAGGAAUGAAUCAACUGACCCAGCAGAGAAACCCAAAUCAAUUGAUAGCAAAUCAAAGCAACCCUCUGAUGCCACGGCCACCUACCUUAGGGCCAAGUAAUAACAACACUUUUGGAGCCGGAACUGUUGGCAAUUCACAAGUGAGACCAAACUUAGCCCACAGUAUGGCAAGUGUGCCAGCACAGAGAACAUCGAACGUGAUGAUCACACCCAACACCACAGCCCCCGGCUGGGCCUCUCAAGAAGCGACAUCCAAACAGCCAGAAGCCCUCAAGUCUACAGGAGUCCGCUUCCCCACAGGGGCUCCUACAGCCUACACCCCCAACCAGUCAUUACAGCAGGCAGUAGGCAGCCAGCAGUUUCCCCAGAGGGCAGUGGCACCUCCUAGCCAGUUAACACCAGCAGCGCAAAUGAGACCCAUGAACCAAAUGAGCCAGACACUAAAUGGACAAGCCGUGGGUCCGCUCAGGGGCCUAAAUCUGAGAUCCAGUCAGCUGAGCACACAGAUAUUGCCUAAUUUGAAUCAGUCAGGAACGGGGUUGAAUCAGUCGAGGACAGGCAUAAACCAGCCACCAGCCCUGACACCCAACAAUUUUCCCACAUCCAACCAAAGUUCCAGGGCUUUCCAAGGACCCGACCAUGGCAGUGAUCUAGCUUUUGACUUCCUCAGCCAACAGACUGACAACAUGGGCCCUGCCUUAAACAGCGAUGCUGACUUCAUUGAUUCAUUGUUGAAGACAGAGCCUGGUAAUGAUGACUGGAUGAAAGACAUCAAUCUCGAUGAAAUCUUGGGAAACAACUCCUGA